UUGGGGUUUCUUUUUGGUUGAAGAGGGUCGAUUUCAGAAAAUUCUCACAGUAGCAAAGAUUUGAGAAAAAGAGAAAAACGCAUGCCAAAAAUAGAGAAUACAAUACAGAUUGCUGACACAGGAGAGUCAAUUAUGAGGUAGCUCUUGUUUUGGCCCAACGCAAUGUUUAUUCUGUACUCUUUCCAUUGUCAAUUUUUCCUUUCAAAGUUGUAUAUUUUAUACUUGCUCGUGUUUUGCCGUUUUCUUGUUACACUUGAGCCUGCGAAUCAUAGGAUAGGCAAACCUAGUUCCAGCAUGGAAGACAAAAGCAUAUUUCUCACAAGCAGUGCAUUCAAGUGUCACAGUCACAGGUCUUUCAACAAUGAACAAUCUAGCUCUUAUACUGACGAUGUUCUCAUCAAGGAGGAGGACGACAAGGAGAAGAAACCUAACACUCUAACUGGGCUAAUUACCAGGGAGAUGAAGGUUACAAGCCAAUCUUAUGGGAAGGAAAACUUGGAGAAGAAGAUUUCAAGCCUACCUAUGUCUCACAGCAAGGUAUUGGAAAUCAUCACGUUUGCGAGUUGCUAUAAGAACCCCUCUACAAAAUUGCAAACUUUUACAAAUCUGGUUUGUUUUAGAUUACUCCUAGAAUGCACACCAUGGUUGUUGAUAUGCAAUUGUUUGAAAUAGAGUCUUGCCAAGAGCUAAAGAGAGACUUAAAAAAGAUGAGUAGGCAUGAAGAAA
Molecule: messenger RNA, 726 nt
Organism: Durio zibethinus
Lineage: Eukaryota; Viridiplantae; Streptophyta; Magnoliopsida; Malvales; Malvaceae
Source: RefSeq, a predicted model, not a curated record